This is a messenger RNA of Serendipita indica DSM 11827, 1383 nucleotides long. The record is from the annotation of a GenBank genome assembly. Lineage: Eukaryota; Fungi; Basidiomycota; Agaricomycetes; Sebacinales; Serendipitaceae.
AUGGACAGGCAGCAACAGCUUUCGACCCCAAAGGUCGAUCAGGACCCCUAUAACUUGACACCCUCACAAGCCCAGACCACCUACUACGCAGAUUCAAUGGCGGAUGGACAAUCAUCAAAAGUUGACGAGGAUGCGCAGACUAGACGGUCGACAUACACGUACAGGAGUGAAGCUGACAUCUCCAAAUUCAUCAGACAGGUUCACGGAAGGACGAUCAAUGCCUUGAGUGAUCAGUACUUACUUCCCACCGAUGACGAAGAGUGGAACCGACUGAACAAACAACAUACCUCUGUGAUCCUGGGAUUCUCAGGACGACUUUAUCCGGUCCCUGAGACUGUCAAUGCCAUCUUACGCCCGGAUGGCCAUGGACCAAAGAGAAUUCUCGAUCUCGGCACGGGCACCGGAGUCUGGGCCGUCGAGAUGGCCCAUGAGUUUCCUCAUGCAGAAGUUGUGGGCGUCGACCUAGCCCCUUGUCCUCUGCAGCCAGACGAAGUACCCAGCAACUGUCGGUUCGAGGUCGACGACAUCAACCUUGGGCUCCAGCACUUUGAGAACCAAUUCGACGUCAUUCACAUUCGGUUCGUUGCAGCAGGCAUCAAGGACUUUCGCAAGACAAUGGAGGACGUGCACAACUGCCUGAAGCCAGGUGGCAUUGUAUUAUGGGUGGAAAUCGACUAUGACCUGUACUCGUAUACGCACGGAGAUUUUCGACACCUCACCAUGGCAUCUGAGCUGAACCCAGAUGGUGCUUGGCUCCCGCGUCCAGCUUACGAAAUGGUGCGCUCUGUAAUCAUCGGUGGUUCACAAAUCGAUGUUAUGGCGCAACUUCUUGACACGGAAGGCCUAUGGAACCAGACCACUCUUCUCGACCCAGAUACCUGCAAGGCAGCUAGCAUGUACUUGCCACUCGGCCCCUGGGCGACAAGCAAGAAUCCUAUCGAGGCGCAGUAUCUUCAUUACGUUGGUUCUCUAAUGCGACAAGACAUUAAGAGUGGCCAUCGCGCCGUGCAUCCCCUACUCAUUCGGACUGGUUGGACCCAGGAGGUUGUCAACAAAUGGUCUGCAGAGGCUGACAAAGGUAUAGGCCACUUCCAACAUUAUUUGACGCUCUUUGAUCACUUUUUACAACUAGAACUUGAUUCUAUGAAGGACAAGGCGUUGUUAAGGAUCAGGAUAGCUUGGGGUCGGCGGAGAGCCGAGCCAGAUUGUCCUGCUCCACCACUGCCCGAAGCUGAGCUGUCGACAGAGGGGUCCCUGGCAAAAUAUCCCUUCUACUACGUCUAUGAUACCCAAGAGCAGACAUUAAACGAGACCAAGGAACGCAACCGCGACAAACCAACGACCGAGCCAUUUCAUCCGAAAAGAGCAAAACCCGCUGCUUGA